GGCAUUCAAUCCCUGUUUGGCAACGCCGUACAAAAACACAUUUCGUUUGCAACUAAAGAGGAUUUUUAAAUUUUCUUUUAAAUAACUUGGUGUAAAAACUUGGUGUUUGAAAGAUACGCUUCCGAAAUGGCCCGCACUGAACUGGAGAAGAAGACCAAGCGCCAGGGCAAGAAACGCAAGCACGAGGUAGCCGAGAACGCUGAGCAUGCGGCCAGCGACGACGAGGUGGCCAACAAAAGUCUGAUUCUAGCGCCACAGGUAGAUCAACAGGAGGCUCUAACAGAUAAACCCGCCAAGAGAAGGCAAAAAGGAGCAGAGGACUCGGCCUCAAAAAAACGCAGCAAGAAAAACCAAGCAGAGGAGCAGGUGGCCACCAGUGGAAGCGAGGAGAGUCUUCCACAGAAGCCUCACAAGAGAAAACAGGUUCAGGAAGCAAACGGAAACAAAAAGCUAAAACGCAGUAAAAAGCUGGAAUCCAACUCGGAGGAAGACGACGACGAGGAGGAUUCCCAACCAACAGCAGCCCAACUAAAAGAAGCAGCUCGUCCGGAAAACGCUAAUGCAGUGGUUACCGUGCGUCAAAAGAAGAAGCAGAAGCACCAGCAGCGUCUCGAGGCCCAAAAGAGUCAGAACUCCAACAAAGAAGCCAAAGUUAACAAGGAAUACCUUCUAAAAUGGAAGGAAUCCCGCCAGGAGUGGAAGUUCAAUAAACUGCGGCAGAUUUCCAUUCAACAAACCGCCUUUGAUGAGGAGAAACUGGAUGAGGAGCUGUGGCCAACUGCUCUGGAGUAUUUGGCCAGUUCCCAAGGAGCAGCGCGCUCAAAGAUCAGUCAGUUGGCCGAGGAGGUGAUCCAGAAACUGGACAAGGAGGGCGAAAAGCUGGAGGACGAGGCGGAAAGGCAGAAGCUAAUCGAAUCCACGCGGUACCAGCGGGCACGCGAUCUCCUCCAAAGCUUCGACUAGAUUAUUAUGUUAGUUGUUACUCUUUGCCUUAGAAAUAAAUGACACAUGCCUAUUUUA
Drosophila santomea is the source of this 1020-nucleotide messenger RNA. RefSeq lists its product as uncharacterized. The record is from RefSeq and is a predicted model, not a curated record. The coding region runs from base 127 to 963 and encodes 278 amino acids. NCBI's taxonomy places the organism in Eukaryota, Metazoa, Arthropoda, Insecta, Diptera, Drosophilidae. The transcript is spliced from 2 exons.